GCCGCUGCGAAACCUAUAUUCUCCUCAUCCCUCCCAAACCCUCUCAACGCUUCGGUGACAGCAUAUGGCGAGAGAACGAAAGCCAUCGUCGAGCUUGAAGGCGUCGAAAAGAUCAAAGAAGACUGAAGAAGCAGUUUUGAUGGAAAGCCCUCAAAGAUCGACUCCCUUAAGGAAGUCCACUAGAAGUGUCGAGAAGAACGAGAAGACAAGUGUAGACGAAGGUGGGUCACCGCAUAUGGCGAGAGAACGAAAGCCAUCAUCGAGCUUGAAGACGUCGAAAAGAUCAAAGGAGACUGAAGAGGCAGUUUUGAUGGAAAGCCCUCAAAGAUUGACUCCCUUAAGGAAGUCCGCGAGAAGUCUCGAGAAGAACGAGAAGACAAGUGUAGACGAAGGUGGGUCACCGCAUACGGAGAGGAAACGAAAGGCCUCAUCGAGCUCGGAGAAGUCCAAAAGAUUAAAGGAGACUGUACAAGCCGAAGAAGCAGUUUUGAUGGAAAGCCCUCAAAGAUCGACUCCUUCAAAAACGUCGAAGAUUGAAGAAAACGAGAAGAUUAGUGUCGAUGAAGACGAGAAUAGAUUCAUAGGCGAACCAGUCCCUGAGGAAGAAGCUCGGCAGAGGUGGCCUCAUCGGUACGCCGGAAAGAAGGGAAAAGGGAUAGAUGGAUGUAAAAGCUUAAAAGGGAAGGACGAAUCAGACGAGAUUAUUCAAGCUAAACUGCACUUCACUCAGGCAGAGAUUGAUGGUCGUAUAAUUUUCAAUUUAGAAGACGAUGCUCAUGUGAAGGCUGGAGAGGGGGAAGACAAUUAUAUCUGUAGAAUUUUAGAGAUGUUUGAGGCCUUGGAUGGCUCUUUUCAUUUCACGGCACAAUGGUUUUACAGGGCAAAGGAUACGAUCAUCAAAAACCACUAUAACCUUGUUGAUGAUAAGCGGGUGUUCUUGUCUGAAGUCAAGGAUGACAACCCCUUGAAUUGCCUUGUUGAGAGGCUUAAGAUUUGCAGGCUGCCCUUAAAUAUGGAUUUUGCCUCCAAGAAAUCAGCAAUUUUAGAUUGUGACUAUUAUUAUGAUUUGAUGUACUUGCUUCCAAAUUUUUCUUUUGUGAAUUUACCAUCAGAUAAUAUAGGAGCUGGCAGUGAAUCAGGCUCAACUAUCUCUAGCGAGGCUAAUGCUGCUGGAGCAGUAGGUGGAGUAAAGUUUGACUGUGAGGAAGUUUCCCAAGUCAUAGAGAAAAUAAAUUCAGAGAUGACACUCUUAGAUCUAUACUCAGGUUGUGGAGCAAUGUCCACAGGACUUUGCCUUGGUGCUAAUUUGUCAGGUGUCAAUCUCGUUACUAAAUGGGCAGUUGACUUGAAUAAAUAUGCCUGUGAGAGCCUGAAACUAAAUCAUCCUGAGACUCAAGUUAGAAACGAGUCAGCAGGAGACUUUCUAAAUCUUUUGAAAGAAUGGGAACGGCUGUGUAUCUCAUUUUCCUUGAUAGGGAGUAGGGCUUCACGAGAAGAUGUGGAUAUUAAAAGGGUGGCAGAUAUUGAUAGUGACGAGGGUGAAGGUGUUGAAGUCAGUGAUGGAGAAGAAGAUGAUUCUGAAGAUUUUGAAGUAGAGAAGGUUUUAGCAAUUUGUCAUGGUGACCCAAAGGAAAUUAAGAAACCUGGAUUGUAUCUUAAGAUUCGUUGGAAGGGUUACGGACCGGAUGAAGACUCAUGGGAGCCUAUGGAAGGUUUAGGUAACUGUGAGGAGAAGAUAAAGGAAUUUGUUACAAAAGGUUUCAAAUCAAAGAUUUUGCCAUUGCCUGGUAAUGUUGAUGUUAUUUGUGGGGGUCCGCCAUGUCAAGGGAUAAGUGGAUUUAAUCGCUUUAGAAAUAAAGAAAAUCCCUUAGAUGAUCCAAAAAAUAAACAACUAGUUGUUUUCAUGGAUAUCGUUAACUUUUUGAGGCCUAGAUUUGUUUUAAUGGAAAAUGUAGUAGACAUUGUUAGGUUUGCGGGGGGUUAUCUUGGAAGAUAUGCUUUAGGGCGACUUGUUGGAAUGAAUUAUCAAGCACGGGUGGGAAUGAUGGCAGCAGGGUGUUUUGGACUUCCACAAUUUCGAAUGCGUAUUUUCAUUUGGGGUGCUGGUCCAAAGGAGAGGUUGCCUCAAUACCCACUACCAACACACAAUCUUGUAGUGAGGGGUACCAUCCCUGUUGAAUUUGAGUCGUGCACUGUUGCUUAUGAAGAAGGAUGCAACGUUGAACUUGAGAAGGAAUUAUUACUCCAGGAUGCUAUAUCUGACCUCCCUCCUGUUGAGAAUGAUGAGGCUCGGGAUGAUAUGCCUUAUGAGGGUGAGCCUGAGACCGAAUUUCAGCGAUUCAUUAGACUAAGAAAGGAUGAGGUGGGUUGUUCGACAUUUGGGGAAGAAGUUCCGAAGUAUGUCUUGUUUGACCAUCGUCCACUCCAGUUAAAUGAGGAUGACUAUCAACGUGUUUGUCAAAUUCCAAUGAGAAAGGGUGCAAACUUCAGGGAUUUGACAGGUGUUAUGGUCGGUAAAGAUAACAUAGUUGAAUUGGAUCCAAAUUGUGCAAGGGUGUACCUUUCUUCAGGAAAGCCUUUGGUCCCUGAUUAUGCUUUAACUUUUGUGGGAGGGACUUCUACAAAACCAUUUGGUCGAUUAUGGUGGGAUGAGACAGUACCAACUGUUGUUACAAGAGCUGAGCCUCAUAAUCAGACAAUCUUGCAUCCUCAGCAAAAUAGAGUACUCACCAUUCGUGAAAAUGCUAGAUUACAAGGUUUUCCUGAUUACUAUAGACUUUUUGGCCCAAUCAAAGAAAGAUACAUUCAAGUUGGAAAUGCAGUUGCUGUCCCUGUUGCCCGAGCUUUGGGGUAUGCUUUGGCUUUGGCGUUUCAAGGUUCUUCUUGUGGUGAAGAACCUUUGUUUACUUUGCCAAAAAAAUUCCCUAACAUUAUGGAACAACUUUCCCUUGAGGAUGAUUAUUAGUUUAAUUUUCCCCAAAAUUGACAAAUGAAGAGUACAUUUAUCCUAUAUAUUUAUUUUUGUUCAUUUCUCCUUUUAAUUUGAAUAGUGUACUUUUAUUUCAACUCUUCGUGAUAAUAUAUUUGAUAGUUGAUGUUCUUGA
Cornus florida is the source of this 3104-nucleotide messenger RNA. RefSeq names its product DNA (cytosine-5)-methyltransferase CMT3-like. The record is from RefSeq and is a predicted model, not a curated record. The coding region runs from base 65 to 2965 and encodes 966 amino acids. NCBI's taxonomy places the organism in Eukaryota, Viridiplantae, Streptophyta, Magnoliopsida, Cornales, Cornaceae. Gene Ontology annotation, molecular function: chromatin binding; methyltransferase activity. The transcript is spliced from 21 exons. Gene Ontology annotation, cellular component: nucleus.